UGCACGAUGAGACUUCCGUGUCGGCUGUUGGACGUAUUAUCCUUUUUGAUUCCUCUCGUGAUUGUUGCCACAUUUAUUCUGGUGCAAGAACAAUGGCAGCGGCGAAAGGCACCCCUUAACGCAGCCCUCGUCAACAUGACCGAAUCUACGAUGCUCACGCUGCAGGAUUUGACGCCAAUCGUCGACAGUGACGACACCGAGUCUAUUUUCGGCUCGUCGAAAGUCAUCUUUUUUGUCGAAUCUUCAGGUUUGGCCAAAUUGAGCCCUCGACAGGCGUGCACCAUUGAAUCGGUGGCCAGACACUCAAAGGGUUACACGCUGGUCCUGCUUUACGUUCACCCGGUGCGUUUAAUAAAGCUGAGGGAGAACGUGGCACUGUACGAACUACUAAAGGCGCACGGAAAUAUCAUCAAGGUUUUCACCAUCAACGCCCCUCAUUUUUUGACCAAGUUGACACCGUUUGGUACCACUGCGAAAGCAAUGUUGGAAGUGUCUCCAUUCAGAGCAAAUCAUCUUAGCGACUUCCUACGACUUAGUCUGGUUUUGAAGUUUGGUGGCUUCUACAUGGACCUGGACGUCCUCGUGUACCGCGACUUGACGGACCUUCUGAAAUUAGACAAUUUUCUCCUAACUCGCACAAACGAAACGAUCGGCUCAUACUUUUUUGGUUUCCAACGCGGCAAUCCAAUGAUCAAGAAGUUGAUAGACCAGGUGAUAUCAGAUUAUGUGCCGCAGUAUUACGCUGUUGUGCCAAACUCGAUGGGUGGAGCUUUUAUCGGGAAAUACAACACCUCCGUUGGAGCAGUUCUGGCUAAAAAAGGAAAACUGGACGAUGUUCUCAUUUUAAACUCAACGUUGUUUUCUCCACUAGGUGACUGGGUUACUUACCCAGAUUUAUUUAACGAAAAUAAAACGCAUCUCGCAGAGGAUUUUCCUAAAAUUAGUUAUGGAGUACAUAUUUGGAGCUAUCAGAGCGGGCGAAAGACGGUAUAUUUAAAUUCAACCUCACCAAUUGCCAAACUGGCCAAAGACCAUUGUCCCAGGUCGUUUGAAACAAGCAGAAUUUUUGGCUCAUUUAAAUAAAAUUUAAAUUAAAUUAUUACUCAUUGCUUGACUUUGAUGAAAAGCACAUGAUCAUUACUCUUUUGAAGUGCAUUUGUUUUAUGUAAUGAUUUAUUAAAAAAUAUAUUGAAUCUUUCAAAAAUCAAAAAUAA
Neocloeon triangulifer is the source of this 1214-nucleotide messenger RNA. RefSeq names its product lactosylceramide 4-alpha-galactosyltransferase-like. Gene Ontology annotation, molecular function: hexosyltransferase activity. Gene Ontology annotation, biological process: glycosphingolipid biosynthetic process. The record is from RefSeq and is a predicted model, not a curated record. NCBI's taxonomy places the organism in Eukaryota, Metazoa, Arthropoda, Insecta, Ephemeroptera, Baetidae. The transcript has 2 exons. The coding region runs from base 7 to 1083 and encodes 358 amino acids.